GGGCAGAGGUGUGGCGGUUGGGGUUUUGGGGGGGAGUCGGCGGCGCAAGAUGGAUGAGAGCAAUACGGAGCUCGAGGAAGGAGAAGCUUGCUCUUAUGGCACUGCAGGCGCCGGUGAGGACGGCAGCAUUGACCCUGAUACUGACCUCUCUUACAUUGAUGAGAAAAUUCAAAACGUUCUGGGUCAUUUCCAGAAGGAUUUUGAAGGUGGUGUUACUGCAGAGAAUUUGGGGGCAAAGUUUGGUGGGUAUGGCUCAUUUCUGCCUGCCUACGAGCGUUCACAUUCUGUCCGGUCUCAUCCAAGGACUCCACCGAGAAACAAGAUCACGACUAAAUCACCAAAUCAUGUUUCCACAGAGGGUGUGCAUUCUAAAGCCCAUGUGGCUGUGUCCCCUUUAGGGAAACCUGGAACUGCAUCUGGUGCACCAACUUUGCAUAAUUCAAAGGUUCCGCCAAAUGACCCUUUGAAGCAAGAUUUGGCCAUUUGCUCUGGGCUGGUUCCUAACUGUAUAAUGAAAGAAGAAAUUUCAAACAAGCUGGGCAAUCAAUCUGAUCAACGGACUCUAAAGGUUCGAAUUAGAGUGGGUUGUGAUGGGAAUGCCCAGAAAAAUGCUGCAAUUUACAGCGGUCUUGGGCUUGACAAUUCUCCAUCUACAUCAUCGGAAAGCAGCUCUGGAGAAAGUGAGGACCUGUCAGCAUCAUCUGGAGAGAUUAGUGAGGUGUCUCCUGCUAGCAUUCUUCAGGUCAUGACGUCCUUUCCAGUUGCUAAUGUUGUCUUGAUAUCACCUCUUCAUGAGAAUUUGCUUUCCUUGACAAGAAAGGAAAAAUUCUCCGAGGAUAGUAAACCUGUUCAAGCUCUUACGGGCAGCAGAAAAGAUGUUGCUAUAUUAGAGGAUCAUUCAGUCAUUCUUCCGGCUGAAAAAGAGUUGUCUAAGGGGAUUAAGAUGAUAUUAGACAAUAGGAACGAAAGUUCAAUGCACCAGAGUUAUGAAGUGGGAACCGAUUUUGAUGCCAAUAAGACAUCAUUGUUGAAGAAAAAACUGAAGAAUGGGAUGGAAGAUGGCAAGAAGACAUUCAGUGGCAAUGUCAAAAAGAUGCCUUUGGCUGAUUCUAGCAAUGCUGGUGAUGUUGAGAGGCCGGCUUCCAAGCCAUCUGAAAAUCUUCAAUUGAACAGAAAGGAUAAGGUGAAAGACAGAUCACUAACAGUUUUGGCAAAGGAUUCAUCAUUGAAGCCAAUUACUAGCCAGGAGGCUGAUGUACAGGUGCAGAAUGGAAGGAACAGUAUGACUGAGAAGUCACUAGAAUGUGGGCCUGUAAACUCCCUAAGUGAGGUUUCGGGUCAAUCCAAGGUCAAUGGUGAGUGGAAAGGUGAAAAAAUUAUUCUUUCAAAAGGUCGUCCUCAUUUAAGUGAACAUAGGGAUGCUUUUGAGGCAGGGGUUGUGGAGCGUGCAAGAUGGGAUGCUGUGCAGGAUGCUGCAUUUGAUAAGCAGACUGACACUGACGUUUCUCAUCAUAAGGAAAAGCCAGUAAUGGAAGUGAAGAAAAAGUCAAAGGUUCUUGAGAGCAAUGGCAGGGCAACUGAUCUUCCAUCAAUACAAAAAUCAAAGGUUGCUCUUGGUUCUGGAGUAAAAGAUAAAAAGGGAACUAGUAAUGCUUGCCGUCCUGUUAAAAAUAAAAAGGUUAAGUUAAGGCCAGAAAAGCAUAUUGUUAAGUCUUCUGGUACUCCAAAAGAUCCACUAGGGAGCAUAAAUAUUGGACAGGCAGAGAAACAGAUGGAAUCUAUAGCUGUGCCUUCCACUGAAAGGCAGAAGGCAACCAACUCUAGCAAUCUUCCUGUGGCACAUGAUACUCUCUUAAAUAAAUCCAAGGAAAGAUUUAGUGGUGGAAAUACAUCUGUAUCUGGGGUAUCAGUAAAAGAUGGUCCUGCACGUUUCGGUACAGGAAGUGGACUCAAUGCUGAGACUGCGCCAGCUGUGGUUCAACAAUAUAUGGAAGAUUGGGUUUGUUGUGAUCUUUGUCAGAAAUGGCGUCUUCUACCCUUUGGCAGGAGACCUGAUGACCUACCUGAGAAGUGGGUCUGCAGCAUGCUUGACUGGCUUAUGUCUGAUGUACUUUGCUCAACUUCUAUCAUCUUGCAGGCCUGGAAUGGAAUCACUGUGACAUUAGUGAGGAGGAGACCACGAGGGCCCUUAAUGCUCCAGUUCCCAGUUCUAAGUCAUUUUAAUGUAUCUGCACCAGCAGUCAUUUCUACGAAUGAUCAAUCCCUUAGCAAGAGCAACCAGAAUCUCGGUGGUCAAGCCACAGAUGGUCUUGGAAAGACUAAACAUAGUCUGAAGGAUUCUCUGCAUUCAGGCAGCAGGACUGUUCAGCUUCCCAACCCCAAGAAGAACCAAUUCUUGGAGCCUGGCAGAAGCAGAAGCUUGAGUGACAUGAGUGGACAUCCUUCUGAUUCAACAUUGAAGAGAUGUGAUAUGUCUCAGUCAGGUGUAGCCAAGCGAAUAAAGGUGAAGGGUAAGAGGAUGUCUGAUCAAUAUGAUUCUGGGGACACUAAAAGAAUUAAGCCAGAUAAAUCCAUUUAUGCUGCUGAACAAGAAAAUUCAGCUGCUGAACUUGGGAGAAUGGAUCUUAGCUCAAGGGCUCCGGGAUCGUCUACAGACAUUAGGAAGAAUAAGCAUCUUCGAUCCUUUUCUCCAAAGGAGGCAAAGCAAGAUUCAAGAAAAAGAAUAUUGGUCUCCAUAAAGACUCUUGGAGAUCAACCUCAGGUUUCUGCAGGUAGUGCAUCGGUAGAUUCUAGGGGUGGAGGUAGCAACUCCCAGAGGAAGCGGAAAUUUAAUGAUAGCAUGGAUGAUGAGAAUCGUGAUGGGACGUUUCAUCACUCGGUUCAGAACUUGAAGGUUUUACCUGAUGAGAUCGGUGAUCACGAGCUUAGAAAGGAUAAGAAGCUGCGGAGAUCAGAGACUGCCCUAAAAGAGUCCGGUAGCAGCGAUGGUAACAAUAAGUCCAAAAAAGAAAUCAGGGUCAUGAAAGAUUUGUUUGGAAGUGAUUUUGCUGAUUGUGCAGAGGAAAUCAAUGUAGAUAAGGACCAGAAACGGAGAAAAACCAGAAAGAAGCUUCAAUCUGAACAUGAUUUGACAAGAGGCAAUGGAAGACAUGAAGAGGUUCCACUUGCUGCUGCUUCUAGCUCUUCAAAAGUAUCGGGUUCUCAGAAGAUGAAAGGAAACAAUGAGGAAGUGAAAGGUUCACCAGUAGAAUCUGUUUCCUCGUCCCCUAUGAGGUUGUCCAGCUCAGUGAAGUUUAGAUCUGUAGGAAGUGAUGUUAGAGGUAAAGGUAAUGCUGCAACUGGUCUAGUGAUGGAGGCUGCCAGAAAAAGCGGGGAGGAGAAAGCCAGUGGCGGUAACAAAAUUCCUGUGAAGAUAAAGCAAGAGAAAGUUUCAGGGGGCUUUAAUUCCGAGUCUCUAAGGUCUGACACAGCAGAUUACAGAGACAGAGGUGCUAACUACAAGUUUACUGAUGAUGCUAAGCCAACAUCUGGAUUGGGAAAUGGUCAUCUAGAUAGAAGAGAUGAUUAUUCACAGCAUGGUGAGUUUCACAUGGAAAUGCAUGGUUCAAGUCCUAGCUCUUACGAGAAGAGGGUGCACAAAAAGUACGCUGGCAGCACUUUGUUUCCUCAGAAGCAAGGGAAUACUACUAUCUUGCGAACUAAGGAUAGUGACAUGGAUUCUGCUUCUGACUUUGACAGAGACAAGGUAAAGGCCAUAGAUUUCUCAUCAAAGAAGGAGCCUGUGUAUCAAACUAAGGACCAAAGGCAUGACUUGGUGGUCGUUCCGGACCAUAUUGCAGUCAGCCAUGAAGCAAUGCAUGUUGAUAGAUGUAGUUCUGUUGAGAAGAAUGAGAAGAACCACAUUAGCAGGAGGGGAUCGUUAGGAAACCUAUCAAAUGGCAGUACAAGGGAUGAUCUUAAAAAAAAAAACCAGCAUGACUUGUCAGAUGGGAGAUUAAAUGCUGAAAUAGGGACUAACGUAUUGGCUUCUCCACUGCCAAAGCUGGUCCAGGAUUCUAUGAUAGGAAAUAAAGCUGAUCCCUUGCGGUUAGAGAUGAGAAGUGGGAAGUCAAUGUCAUUUUCAUGUCGUAAUGAUUAUGGCAAACGACAAAUAUCUACUCAUGAUUCCUUACCGGAGGGACUGCAGCAAGGUGUAUGCAUUGAAUCUCCACCUGAUGCUUCUGGCUGUAGUGGUCCAUUGAAGGCAUUGAGCAAAUUUGAUAUUGCUGGUAAAAAGAAAGGAGCUUACAACAGUUCUGGGUGUGCUAUGCCUGAACAGCAUGAACUCAAAGAUGUUGCUUCAAGUCCAUUAAGAGCCAAUUUUUCCAUUCCAACUGCUGCUGAUGUUCUGAAAGAAGCAAAAGAUCUUAGAAAUUAUGGUGAUCGUCUUAAGAACUCUGGAUUUGGCUUUGAAAGUAACGAGGCAUGCUUCCAGGCUGCCCUGAAGUUUCUUCAGGGAGCUUCACUUCUAGAAACUUGCAAUGGUGAUGGCGGCAAACAUGGUGAAAUGACUCCAAUGCAAGUGUACGAUGCUACUGCCAAAAUUUGCGAAUCAUGUGCUCAUGAAUUUGAAAAAAGCCGAGAAAUGGGUGCUGCUGCAUUGGCCUACAAGUGCAUGGAGGUGGCGUAUAUGAGGGUUGUCAAUUGUAAAUAUUCAAGUUCAAGCCGAGAUCGGCAUGAGUUGCAAGCCACACUGCAAAUGGUUCCUCAAGGUGAAUCGCCAUCAUCUUCGGCAUCAGAUGUUGAUAACUUGAACAAUCAAGCAGCACCGGACAAGCCUAACUUAUUGAAGGGUGCUGCAACACAUGCCGCAGGAAAUCACAUUCUUGCUGCUCGGAGCCGUCUCACUAUGGCUCGGUUGCUUGAUUUUACAUUUGAUGUUAAUUGUGCAAUGGAAGCCUCAAGAAAAUCACAAGUUGCUUUGGCAGCAGCUACUGCCAACCUGGAAGAGGCACAAAAUGUUGAGCAAAUAACUUGCAUUAAAAGGGUAAUUGACUUCAGCUUCCAAGAUAUAGAUGAACUAUUGCGACUGGUUCAGCUCGCAAGGGAGGCCAUAAGCCGGUCAGGGAAAGAAAGAUCUGCUGUGCCUUCAUGGAUGAAUUAUGCUGAUGGUUUCCAACUUCAUCAGCAUCUAUGCAGAGGUAAACUAACAGCUAUCUUCUGCAGAGUAGAGAUGUCUCUUUGGUUUUCUUGGGUUUUCUUUGAAGGUGCUGGUCUCAGGUACGAAUGAAUCUUUUUGGUUCUCUGGAACGGAGGCUGGCUCUUUGUUUCUCUGGAACGGAUGCUGGCUCUUUGUUUCUCUGGAACGGAUGCUGGCUCCAGUCCAUUGUUUCAAGAAACAGAGUUCAAAUGUAUUUUUAUACGGUCCUAAGUUAGUUUACUAUAAUGCAAGCAAGCCUUAUGUUAACAUGAGUCGCGUGAAUCAAUGUCUACAAACAUGGAAAUUUACGAGACUCCUAUCUUUGGAAGAUGGAAGAUGGGGCUAGAAGUUGUGAGGGCUUUGGUUGAUAGCAAUGUGAUGUCAGGUCCUCCAAAGUUACACAAUUGUUACUUUUUGAGCUGACAAAACUCACUAGCAAUCUUGGCUGAUUUUUCUUUUCUGUACAUUAUACGCAUUGUUUACAAGACAAUUGUUCAAUACUUUACUUAUUGAGCUGACAAAACUCACUAGCAAUCUCAGCUUAUUUAUCUGACACAUUGUUUGUACAUUAUACAUUUACCAGGCAAUUGUUUAAUGGUGUUACUUUUUGAGUUGACAAAA
Messenger RNA from Eucalyptus grandis, 5800 nucleotides. Its product is annotated as cysteine-tryptophan domain-containing zinc finger protein 7. The record is from RefSeq and is a predicted model, not a curated record. The transcript has 14 exons. Bases 50 to 5269 code for a protein of 1739 amino acids. NCBI's taxonomy places the organism in Eukaryota, Viridiplantae, Streptophyta, Magnoliopsida, Myrtales, Myrtaceae. Gene Ontology annotation, molecular function: zinc ion binding.